CGUUUGCACUCGUCACGUGACACGACGAGUGUUCAGUGUCUCCGAUUCCACCUACUCUUAUUUCUGCUAGCUGCAUGUCGCGGUUCUAUGUUUGACAUGUUUUGACGUUCUUCAUUUCGGGAGCCAGGUCAGCCAGGUCAUAAUAUUUUACGCAGGAUGAUGUCCGAGAGAGAUUACGCGCCCCUGAGCGCGGCAUGCGUACGAUCCCUCAAUGACAAGUUGUACGAGAAACGGAAGCCAGCUGCCCUGGAGAUAGAGAAAAUGGUGAAGGAAUUCGCUGCUCACAACAAUACCGUACAGAUCAAGAGGUUGCUGAAGGUCCUUGGGCAGGACUUCGCCACCUCGCAGAACCCGCAUACGCGCAAGGGCGGCUUAAUAGGUCUCGCAGCGAUCGCGGUCGGUCUCGGAAAGGACACCGGGCAGUACAUAGAGGACCUGAUCCAUCCGAUCCUGGCGUGCUUCUGCGACGCCGAUCUAAGAGUCAGAUACUACGCCUGCGAGAGCCUGUACAAUGUGGUCAAAGUGGCAAGGGGCGCGGUGCUGCCCCAGUUCACCGACAUCUUCGCCGCGCUCAGCAAACUGGCCUGCGACUCUGAGCAGAAUAUAAAAAACGCCACCGAGCUGCUCGACAGACUGAUGAAGGACAUCGUGACGGAAAGCGGCCUCUUCGAUUUAGUCGGAUUCAUGCCCCUGUUGCGCGAGCGUAUCUACACGAAGAACCCGUUCGGCAGACAGUUCGUGAUAUCGUGGGUGUCCGUGCUGGACGCGGUGCCCAACAUGGACUUCAUAAUAUUUCUGCCCGAGAUACUCGACGGAUUGUUCAGGAUACUGGACGACCCGACGCCGGAGAUCAAGAAAGUCACGGACACGGUUCUCGGUGAAUUUUUACGCAGCAUCAAGGCCAAUCCCGCGAGGGUGGACUUCGCGGCGAUGAUAAACAUACUGAUCACGCACGCCCAGAGUAGCGACGAGCUGCUGCAGCUGACCGCCAUCACGUGGAUCAAGGAGUUCGUAAACCUGUCCGGGCCGCUCAUGCUCCCGUACAUGUCCGGCAUUCUCGUGGCCGUUCUACCGUGCCUGGCCUACGACGGCGACACACGUAAGAGUAUCAAAGAGACGGCGACGCAAGUGAACGCGAAUUUAAUGAAAUUAAUAAUCGUCAAAAGUACAGACGUGACGAAUAAGAAUCAAGAAAAUAAGAUACAUUCUACGAGGGAGAAGAAUGAUACAAUAGAAAAUCAUUUCCUGGCUGAAGACUUGGAUCUCACCAGUGUAGUGGAAGUACUUACGAAACACUUGCUAUACCUGUCGGUUCAAACUAAGGUCGCGGUCUUAAAAUGGAUACACCAUCUGUUCAUAAACAUUCCGCAACAAAUGUUCGAUCAUAUCGAGGACUUGUUUCCGAUAUUAAUGAAAUCCUUAAGUGACGCCUCCGACGAGGUGGUGCAACAGACUUUAGUGGUGAUGGCCGAGAUCAUUAGCUCGAAAACCCCGGAGGCGGUGGCGACCGAUCCCGACGCGAAGAUGCAGAACAAGUAUUUCACAAAGUUCAUCGUCAACUUACUGAGGCUCUUCUCGACCGACAGGCAUCUGCUGGAGGAACGGGGCGCUUUCAUUAUAAGAGAGUUGUGCGUGCUUCUGAGCGCGGAGGAUAUAUACAAGAUACUGGCUAAGAUACUGCUGGAAGAGCAAAACUUGAGCUUCGCCUGCACUAUGAUACAAACUCUGAACGUUAUCCUGUUAACCAGUUCCGAGCUGUUUGAUUUGCGCAACAAACUCAGGCAUUUGGACUCUCCAGACAGUUGCGCGUUAUUUGAGUGCCUGUACGUGUCCUGGUGUCACAAUCCAGUCGCGACGGUGGCCCUGUGUCUGCUGUCUCAACACUACCGGCACGCAUGCAACAUCAUUCAAUCUUUCGAAAACAUAGAGGUCACAGUGGAGUUCCUGACGGAGAUAGACAAAUUGGUACAGUUAAUAGAAUCACCGAUAUUCACUUAUCUGAGGCUGCAGCUGUUGGAAUGGGAGAAGAACGAUGCCUUGAUAUACGCGUUAUACGGCUUGCUCAUGAUCCUGCCGCAGAGCGACGCCUACGCUACUCUGCAACGUCGUCUAGCGGCGAUACCUCCGGCCACGAGGCCGAUACCCAAGAGCGAGCAGCGCACGCAGGAGAAAACAGAUGCCGAUUGCCCGUUUGAUUUCGCCAAGCUGUUGAAACAUUUCCACGCGGUGCAGGAGCACCACAGGGAGCAGAAGCGCAAACAAAGACUGAACUCCUUGAUCGAGAGGAAUGCUAGUCACGUAGACAUAUGAAUCGCGCAUACUUUUUUUUUUCCACGCGCGUAAAUUCGUACGCACGGAUUUUGUAACGCAUACAAGAGAAGGGAGAAGACACGCGCCUGAUUUGCUAAUUUUUUACUGCGUAAUUGUAUAUAAAACUUGUGUUUAGCUUUAUUGUAAUAAAAAUAUAAUUAUUAUUUAUUGAAACGCAAUCGUUGGAUUCGUUAGAAAUAAAAUGGAUUUAGCGAGCAAAA
Molecule: messenger RNA, 2531 nt
Organism: Wasmannia auropunctata (little fire ant)
Lineage: Eukaryota; Metazoa; Arthropoda; Insecta; Hymenoptera; Formicidae
Product: protein VAC14 homolog
Exons: 7
Coding region: 157-2310 (717 amino acids)
Biological process (GO): positive regulation of kinase activity; phosphatidylinositol biosynthetic process
Cellular component (GO): PAS complex; endosome membrane
Source: RefSeq, a predicted model, not a curated record